AUGAAGUGCCCUUCCAUUGGCGUGAAAGGAGCCGUGGCUGCUGGGAUCUGUGCUGCGGCCCUGAUUUCUGCCUGCAUCGCUCUCACUGUGCACCUGACAGUCAACAGGGACUCCCCUCCAGAAUUUGCACCCAAGCCAGCCUUCAGCACUGGCGGAGACAUGUUGAAUUAUCUGCUAAACCUGAGGAGAAUAGACCGAAAGGAUGGAUUAUUGGUCAGCUGGUACCAUGCUGCAAACAAGAAGAACGAGAUGGAACAAGCCUUAAAGAGUGAUGUUAUGGUCCUAGAAGCAGAUGUCACUACUGAAGGAUACAACACACCCAACAGAACAGACAAACCCAUCAUGGCCCAUCCACCUGACAUCUACAGUGAUAACUCUCUACAGGAAUGGCUGGAGGCCGUGCUGAGUUCAUCCAACAAAGCUAUCAAGCUAGAUUUCAAAACCAUCAAGGCUGUUGGCCCAUCCCUGGAUAUCUUAGCCAAAAAAUCCUCUCAAGUGGCUAUUGACAGGCCUGUGUGGAUAAAUGCUGAUAUUUUGAAAGGUCCCAACGUUCCUAUCAACACCGCAGUCAAUGCAAGCCUAUUCCUCUCCCUCAUCCAGGAGAAGUUCCCAAACUGUACUCUCUCUCCCGGUUGGACGGCUCUUUAUUUCCCCCUCUUCCCAAACAAGACCUACACCCAGAAAAUGGUUGAGGAAAUGCACAGCCUUGUGGGAACGCUGCCUCAGCAAAUCACCUUCCCCAUAAGAGCUGUCCUGGCAAGGCCAGCCUGGCCUCAUUUGAGAUGGCUUCUGACUCAGUCUAAUAGAUACAGUCUGACUUUAUGGCAAGGAAAGACUGACCCAGUUACUGUAGAAGAUCUUCUGUUUAUCCGAGAGAAUAGCCAUCCUGAACAAAUCUUUUAUGACAUUUAUGAUCCUGUUUUAUCUCAGUUCAAAGAGAGGGCACGUGAGUAUUAA
Euleptes europaea (tarantolino) is the source of this 957-nucleotide messenger RNA. It is a transcript of the gene FAM151A, whose product is annotated as family with sequence similarity 151 member A. The coding region runs from base 1 to 957 and encodes 318 amino acids. NCBI's taxonomy places the organism in Eukaryota, Metazoa, Chordata, Lepidosauria, Squamata, Sphaerodactylidae. The record is from RefSeq and is a predicted model, not a curated record. The transcript is spliced from 6 exons.